UGAGAUGGCGGAGAGAGAAACACCCAAAACAUGGAGGGGAAGAAAAGGCAGUAAGGCACACCCUCCAGAAACAUGGAGGAAAAGAAGAGGCAGUAAGGAAUGCCCUCCAGACAUGAGGCUGGCUCUUGUUGGGAAAACUGGAGCAGGAAAGAGCUCCAGUGGAAACACCAUACUGGGAACAGACACCUUGAGUGCAGCAGUCAGUCAGUCCUCAGUCACCAGAUGCUGCUUGAAGCGGACAGGUGAGGUGUUGGGCAGACAGGUGACCGUCGUCGACACUCCUGGACUCUUUGACACCUCGUUACCCGAGCGCACGGUGAAGAGAGAGAUCUCAAAGUGCGUCAACAUGUCGGCCCCGGGGCCCCACGCCAUCCUGCUGGUUAUCAAGGUGGGGACCUUCACCGACGAGGAACGAGACGCAGUCAGGCAGGUGGAGGAGAUCUUUGGGCAGGAUGCCUGGAACUACACCAUCGUCCUCUUCACCCACGGAGAUGAAGUCCAGUCAGACUUCAGGCAGCUGCUGGAGGAGGCGGGACCUGAGCUGCAGCAGAUCCUGGAGAAGGUGGGAAACAGGUAUCACGUCUUCAACAACAUCAAAGCCAACGAUCGCGGACAGGUCUUGGAUCUGCUGGAGAAGGUUGAGGAGAUGGUCGGUGCCAACGGAGGACAGUGUUACUCCAACCCCACCUACGAGGAGGUGGUGGCGAUGCUGCGACGGAGAGAGGAAGAGCUCAGAGAGUUCUACGGGAAGAAGCUGGAGGAAGGAAUCAAAUCUGUGGAGUCAAAGUACGAGAAGAAGCUGAGCGAAGCUCACCAGGAGCGACAGAAGGUGGAGGAGCAGCUGCAGUGUGAGCUGCAGGAGGUGAAGCGGUACUAUGGUGCUUUAGAGAGCGGAGUCCGUUAUGUCGUGGAGCAGAUGGUGCCGACUGACUCCAUGGAAGACUUUCUCAAGUUUCAUGAGGCCCUGAAACUGAAGUUCACCUCUUAAACUCUGAUUCUUUACAAUCAAACGAUCUGCUGACAGAAACGUGCAAAGAGUUCAUGUGACGAGCCGACAAUCAUGUAAAAUGUUCAAAAAUACACAAGUAAAAUGAAUAAAGUACUGCACAUCAUGAUAUAUAUAUAUAUUUAUUUAUCUAACCAUUGAUGAUGGGAAGAGUGUUACAAAUGGUUACUUGUGUCGGAGCGAGGGGUAUCUGGCUUCAUGCCCUUUGUGGUUCAGUACCGUCUCUGGAGUUCCAGAGGGAACUCAAGAGUGGUCAGAGCUCAGCAUUGUCAUCAUUUGUUUGGUUACUUUGGUCAACUUCCUGUUGGCACACUCUUGGAAAAUCUGGAUGCUUACUGUUUUCUGUGCAGUUCCUGGUCUCCUGUUUUUCGCUCUGCUACUCUUAAAGUUACUUCUCCAGAUGCUGUUGUUGCUGGGUUGCAGGAUGAAGAUCGGAGACUGGUAAACUGACUGGGUCGGGUUCUGUUUAAGCAUUUGUGAGUACGGUAUAAAGCUGUAGCCUACAAGUAUUGCAUGGUAAAAAGUAUAGACUUUAUAGUUUUGUGUUGGGAUUCCUGAUGGGAAUCCUGUUUUUAUGGGGGGGGGGGUGACGACCCUCCUCCUCCCAUACACUACAUCACAUGUUUCACUCAAGGCUGCGAAUCCGCUAGCAAAUCUAAAAAAAAUUGAAAAUUAAAAUGAAAUGAAAUGAAAAUAAAAAUAUCCCCAUAUUCGAAGUUAUGAGAUAGAAAGCCAUAAUUAUGAGAUAGAAAGUCGUAAUUAUGAGCUAGAAGUCGUAAUUAUGAGAUAGAAAUUCAUAAUUAUGAGAUUAUUUAUGCCUUUACUGAGGUGGAUGGAGCACCACCUGCUGCUUUAUACAAACAUUGCACACCGUGUUGAACUCCGUAGUCCAUCCUGCUCCUGUGGUUUACUUAUUAACAAGGCAAAUUGAAUGUUAUCAAAGUUAGUUGGGUUAUAUAACUUUAUUACCCAGCUAUGUCAUUUUGUGUUGAAUUAUUUGUUAUGUCUGUCACUGUACACACAAUUAAAUUUUUGUUUUGAUACCAUUGUCCAUGUUCUACAGAUGUCUGACACUGUAGUCCACAUUGAGUGCACCGUGACCCUCCCAGCCAGUCCAUGACUGAUAAUGCUGGGUAAGUGUCACAAAAGCAAGGCAUGAAGUAGAGAACAUAAGUCAUUCUGUCAAUUGAGAACAAUUUAGAAUUUAUUUUUUUAUUUAUUUUACUUUAUGUGUGUGAUUCUGCUCUGUUUUAU
Molecule: messenger RNA, 2260 nt
Organism: Anarrhichthys ocellatus (wolf-eel)
Lineage: Eukaryota; Metazoa; Chordata; Actinopteri; Perciformes; Anarhichadidae
Product: GTPase IMAP family member 9-like
Exons: 5
Coding region: 5-988 (327 amino acids)
Molecular function (GO): GTP binding
Source: RefSeq, a predicted model, not a curated record